This is a messenger RNA of Anastrepha obliqua, 1265 nucleotides long. RefSeq names its product GDP-D-glucose phosphorylase 1. The coding region runs from base 53 to 1009 and encodes 318 amino acids. The record is from RefSeq and is a predicted model, not a curated record. Gene Ontology annotation, molecular function: GDP-D-glucose phosphorylase activity. The transcript is spliced from 4 exons. Gene Ontology annotation, biological process: glucose metabolic process. Lineage: Eukaryota; Metazoa; Arthropoda; Insecta; Diptera; Tephritidae. Gene Ontology annotation, cellular component: cytoplasm.
UUAUAAACUGUUUGUAAUCCACUCGUACUUAAAAAGAUUUUUGCAAUUAAAUAUGUCUUUAAAAACCAAUGCAACAGAAUAUUUGAAUGAAUUAAAGCACAAAUGGUUAUUGUUACAAAAUACACCUAAGGUUUUCGGAUAUAAUUUAAAUGUUACAAAAUCUAGGUUCUUGCCCGGAAACAAUUUCAUUUACAUGGAAUAUAACCCAGAAAGAACCCGGCUUCGUCGUGUGCCUCAGACCAUUGCCAAAUUGAGACAAACAUUUAAUGAAGAUCUAUUUAAUUUCAAAAAAAUUAAUCCACUGGAACUGAUAAUGAAAAUACCAUAUGAAAACACGGACAUUUCUUUAAUAAUCAAUAAAAGUCCGCUAACUCAGUUCCAUACGUUGAUAUGUCCAGAUGUUGCAGCAGGACAACCUCAGUGUCUUACUCCAUUAGCUUUGAAAUUUAGUAUAUCAUUUUUGCUUAACAUAGCAGACGAAAAAAAGGCAUUCCGAAUUGGUUACAAUAGUCCCGGUGCAUUGGCAUCUGUUAAUCACCUGCAUUUACAUCUCUUGUACAUUACUGCAGAUCUAUACGUGGACAAGGCGGAAUUGCAAGUUUUGAAAGGUACACAUAUUUACCGUUUAAGCGAAAAUAUGCCGACAGAAGCCGUAUGCUUUAUAUUUAAAAAAUCUACUGACGACGAGGCUUUUGUUGUACAAUUGCAAAAGCUUUACAACUUUAUAGUAUGGCUCUGUGAUCAUAACAUUCCACAUAACCUAUUUCUAACCCCUACGCGAAAUGAGCAAGAUAAAGACACCUUAAAAGUGUUUGUGUUUGCACGGAAAUCCUUUUGUUACGUGAAGGACCUAAAUGUCUGCAAUAUUGGGUUUUGUGAAAUAUCCGGCUACGUGACGGUCGGAGAUGAACAUUUGUUUGAAAGUCUUACGGAGCAACAGGUGAUAACAAAAAUUAAAGAUGAAACUGGAAAUGUGUACAAGGAAAUUUACGAGUAUUUCGCACAAUAACAAAUCCAAGGUAGCAGACAGGCUUGUGUUUAUAAGUUGGUAAUUUAAUAUUAUAUUUACUUAAAAAAAAACAUUGUUCUCACCGAAAAUUGAAACUUACCACUUAUCAUCAGCAUAGUUAAAAGUCAAGAGUUUUGUUCAAAACCUUUUAUGUGAUGUACAAGUAAAAAUUGUACCCAUAUAAAUAUAUAUUAUUAUUAUUUUUUUUUUUUGUAAUAAUAUAUUGUUAAUUAACUAUAAUCCGUUUUUAGCAAUU